Messenger RNA from Micropterus salmoides (largemouth bass), 2057 nucleotides. It is a transcript of the gene slc16a1a, whose product is annotated as solute carrier family 16 member 1a. Lineage: Eukaryota; Metazoa; Chordata; Actinopteri; Centrarchiformes; Centrarchidae. Gene Ontology annotation, biological process: monocarboxylic acid transport; transmembrane transport. Gene Ontology annotation, molecular function: monocarboxylic acid transmembrane transporter activity. The transcript is spliced from 4 exons. Bases 35 to 1405 code for a protein of 456 amino acids. The record is from RefSeq and is a predicted model, not a curated record. Gene Ontology annotation, cellular component: membrane.
UUGAAAUUUGAAAAGAGGAGAUUUGUGAGUGAAAAUGGCGCCUGCUGUCGGUGGUCCACAAGGCUACACACCACCUGAGGGUGGCUGGGGAUGGAUGGUGGUGGUUGGGGCCUUCAUCUCUAUUGGAUUCUCCUAUGCAUUCCCCAAGUCUAUCACGGUCUUCUUUAAAGACAUUGAGGUGAUCUUUGACGUGUCCAGCAGCCAGGUGUCCUGGAUCUCUUCCAUCAUGUUAGCGGUCAUGUACGGUGGAGGUCCUAUCAGCAGCAUCCUGGUUAAUAAAUAUGGCAGUCGUCCUGUUAUGAUGGCGGGAGGAUGCCUGUCUGGAGUGGGCCUUAUUGCUGCCUCUUUCUGCAACUCCGUUCAAGCACUGUACUUUUGUAUUGGUGUGGUGGGAGGUUUGGGAUUGGCCUUCAACCUCAACCCUGCCCUCACUAUGAUUGGAAAGUACUUCUACAAAAGGCGGCCUAUUGCCAAUGGAAUUGCCAUGGCUGGAAGCCCUGUCUUUCUCUCCACCAUGGCUCCUAUAAACACCUUGCUAUUUGACCGCUUUGGCUGGAGAGGAAGUUUCUUGAUCCUGGGUGGUUUGCUCCUCAAUUGCUGUGUCGCUGGUUCCCUCAUGCGGCCUAUAGGACCAAAACCCAAACCUGUAGAGAAGAUCACAGAGAGGAGGACUGUAGCGCAGACCAUUAACAGCUUUAUCGACCUUUCUUUGUUCAAGAACCGUGGCUUUUUGCUUUAUAUUAUGGGCAAUAUUAUCAUGUUUUUUGGUCUCUUUCCACCACUGGUGUUCCUCAGUAAUUUUGCAAAGAGUAAAGACAUCCCUAAAGACAAGGCGGCUUUCUUAUUGUCUGUGCUGGCUUUUGUCGACAUGGUUGCCCGGCCCUCAAUGGGCAUCGUGGCUAACACAAAGUGGGUCCGGCCCAGAAUACAGUACUUCUUUGCUGCCUCUGUGUUGUACAAUGGUGUUUGCCACAUUCUAGCACCAAUAUCCGUGGACUACACAGGCUUUGUGAUUUAUGCAAUCUUCUUUGGGUUUGCUUUUGGCUGGCUGAGUUCAGUGCUGUUUGAGACCUUGAUGGACCUAGUGGGAACCCAGCGCUUCUCCAGUGCUGUUGGGCUGGUCACUAUUGUGGAGUGUGGUCCUGUAUUGGUAGGGCCCCCUUUGCUUGGGAAGUUCAAAGACAUCUAUCACGAUUACAAGUACACAUACCAGGGCUGUGGGAUCCUCCUCAUCGUCUCCAGUGUCUUCCUGUUUGCAGGGAUGGGAUACAACUAUCGAAUGCUGGCCAAAGAGAAAAAAGAGGAGGAGAAGAGGUCUAAGGUGGGAUGUAGAGAACAAAGGUCCAACAGGGUCAAUGCUGCCAAAGAGGUGGCAGAGGAAGGGAACACCGAAGACACUGUCUAAUAUUCUGUAUCAUGCUCAUUUCAAGUUCAUUUUUUUGUCUGUGAGGUGUAUAUAUGCAAACUAUUUACGCACCUAUUAAAGCCCUUUAAACUAGAAUGAACAAUCCACAUAAAAUACCUCUAAUAUUCUUAUAGGAUUGUCAAGUUUGCUUAGCCUUUUAUGCCACUUAUAUUGUUAUAUUAUGGUAUUGUAAAAAAAAAUAAUCUCAGAUGGUAUCAACUCUUUCUACAGCACAUCAUUUAUAGUAUUUCAUCCUUCUAAAAUGUACCAUCAGAUAAUUAAAAUAUAUUUUUCAAUGAGGAACACGCAAAGUGCAGCUCUCCAUUUUUUCAACAUGAAUGCAAAUAUUCUCUAUGAGCAUCUCUAUGUGCAUACUUAUAGUAGUCACCUCAUUUUGCCUGCAACACCACAUGUAUAGACUUUUUCCUGUUUACAAGGACUGUGCAAUUUUGGAAGGUUUGAAAACAUCCUGUGCCACUUUCACUUUGUAUGUUCUAGUCAAAUAUAUUCAUACUUAUUCUCAAUUUCUAUUUUAAACAUGUUUUGCUGUUCCAUUUUUGAUGAGUAUCAAUAAUUCUGUAUUAAACCUUGUUGCAUAGCUUUGUGUACUGACAUGAUAAGACAAUGUGCCACUGAGUUACUGUGUAUGGAA